This is a messenger RNA of Tachysurus vachellii, 2570 nucleotides long. It is a transcript of the gene slc35a3a, whose product is annotated as solute carrier family 35 member A3a. Gene Ontology annotation, molecular function: UDP-galactose transmembrane transporter activity. Gene Ontology annotation, biological process: pyrimidine nucleotide-sugar transmembrane transport. The record is from RefSeq and is a predicted model, not a curated record. Gene Ontology annotation, cellular component: Golgi membrane. Lineage: Eukaryota; Metazoa; Chordata; Actinopteri; Siluriformes; Bagridae. The transcript has 8 exons. Bases 426 to 1412 code for a protein of 328 amino acids.
CUCUCUCACACACACUCACACACAGACUGAGAGAGAGACUGGAGGUAACAGUGCAUUAACAGCUGUGUUUUUUGUUUUUUUUUUACCAGCGCUCAGCUUUAUUUUUAUCCAGGAAACAUUUAUAAACCGGCAUCAAAUCAGAAGCGAGUAAAAAAGCAGAAAAUGGAGGCGUUUAGUUCAGGAAGUGAGAUUAGCUUUAGCUUGUGUUUGAGCUACACAACAUCCUGGAGCACAGAUUCACACUGAGACUUAAACACAGGGAAUUAAUCUCAGUCUGUCAGUCAGGCAUUGAGUCAUUAUUCACACUUCAGUAUCAGGAGAUAAAACGUGUGGUUUGGUCACAUUUUGUUCUUCAGUCAUUCACUUCCGGAUUAGCUGCAGAAGUUUCCCUCAACUGUAGCUCAGCCCGGUGGGAUCAUUAGGUCAUGACGUUGGCACGGUUGAAGUACCUGUCUCUGGGUGUGUUGGUGUUCCAGACGACUUCUCUGGUGCUGACCAUGAGAUACUCGCGCACGCUGCAGGCCGACGGGCCGCGCUACCUCGCUUCCUCCGCCGUGGUGCUGGCCGAGCUGCUCAAGAUCCUCACCUGCAUCUGCCUCGUCUGCAAAGAGCACAGUUUCAGUGUUCGUGCUCUGAGCAGCGUCCUCAGGCAGGAGAUCAUCCAUAAGCCAGUGGAGACGCUGAAGCUCGCCAUUCCCUCAGGAAUCUACACGCUGCAGAACAACCUGCUCUACGUGGCACUUUCUAACCUCGACGCCGCAACAUACCAGGUGACCUACCAGCUGAAGAUCCUCACCACUGCCCUGUUUUCUGUCUCCAUGUUGAGUCGCAAGCUCGGUCUCUAUCAGUGGCUCUCGCUCAUCAUUCUGAUGGCCGGAGUAGCGCUUGUGCAGUGGCCCACGGAUCCUUCAGUUUCCCCCGUGAAGCAGCAGGUCACAACGGGGUCUCCGUUCGUGGGUUUGGUGGCCGUGUUGGUGGCUUGCUGCUCCAGCGGCUUUGCCGGCGUUUACUUUGAGAAAAUCCUCAAAGAGACCAAGCAGAGCGUGUGGGUCCGAAACAUCCAGCUGGGUCUGUUUGGUCUGGUUUUUGGUCUGUUGGGAAUGUUGGUGUAUGAUGGAGAGAGCGUGAAGGAGCAUGGAAUGCUUCAGGGCUACAACUCCAUCACCUGGGCUGUGGUUUCUUUACAGGCAUUAGGAGGUCUGGUCAUAGCUGCUGUUAUUAAAUACGCAGAUAAUAUUCUGAAAGGUUUCGCCACGUCCCUGUCCAUCAUCCUGUCUACGCUUAUUUCCUACUUCUGGCUGCAGGAUUUUGAGCCGACGAGCAUCUUCUUUAUGGGAGCCGUGCUGGUCAUAGUGGCGACGUUUUUGUACGGCUACGAAAACAAACCCGCGUCCAACCCGAGCCGAGCGUGACGUCAAGCUGUGGACACCAGAGUGCUGAAGGAGGUCCAGGAUGGAGCCGAAGAGAUGGAGGUGAACGUGGGAAUGAAUUGAGGAGGCGGAAAGAGAGAGAGGUGGAAGGAUGGAUGGUGGAUGGAGGUGUCCGCAGUGACGCGUUAAUGCAUUAAUUGAGCGAGUGUGCGCAGUCGUGUGAGAGAUCUGAGACGGAGAGCUGUGAUGAGAGACAAACUUCAAGAACAAUCACAGUACAUGAGAAAGAAACCUCAAGCACAAGAUAAACUGUUCCUCUGUACAACAGAACUUGAGUACAUGAGGAAAACACUGGAGUGCCAUUCCGAUCUGAGAGUGUGUGUGGUACUGUGUGUGGGUGCUUGUGUGUGGGUGCUUGUGUGUGGGUGCUUGUGUGAGAGUGCGCUUGUGUGAGAGUGCGCUCGUGUGAGAGUGCGCUCGUGUGAGAGUGCGCGCGUGUGUGAGUGCGCGCGGGUGUGUGCGCGCGUGUGUGAGUGCGCCGCGUGUGUGAGUGCGCCGCGUGUGUGAGUGCGCGCGUGUGUGAGUGCGCGCGUGUGUGAGUGCGCGCGUGUGUGAGUGCGCGCGUGUGUGAGUGCGCGCGUGUGUGAGUGCGCGCGUGUGUGAGUGCGCGCGUGUGUGAGUGCGCGCGUGUGUGAGUGCGCGCGUGUGUGAGUGCGCAUGCGUGCGUGAGUGUGAGUGCGCGAUUGUGAGUGCGUGCAUGUGUGCAUGAGUGAGAGUGUGUGCAUAUGAGUGCGUGCGUGAGAGUGCGUGAGAGUGAGUGCGUGCGUGUGAGAGUGAGGGUGCGUGUGUGUGAGAGUGCGUGAGAGUGAGAGCGCACAUGUGAGUGCGUGCGAGAGUGAGAGUGCGUGCGAGAGUGAGAGUGCGUGCGAGAGUGAGAGUGCGUGCGAGAGUGAGAGUGCGUGCGCGAGUGAGAGUGCGUGCGAGAGUGAGAGUGCGUGCGAGAGUGCGUGCGUGUGUGAGAGAGUGCGAGCAAGGGUGAGUGUACGAUUUUUAGCCAUGUCAUGUACCUAAAUCAGGACUUUCCUGAUAACCGCCAUGUGGAUCAGAGUUUCAAUGCAAACACCAGACACUGAAAAUGCAAUGAAUUUAAUAAUCUGUUCAAACUUGAAGAAAAAUUAAAUCAUUUAAGUAUGGACUGUG